This is a messenger RNA of Loxodonta africana (African savanna elephant), 1688 nucleotides long. RefSeq names its product bone morphogenetic protein 5 (gene BMP5). NCBI's taxonomy places the organism in Eukaryota, Metazoa, Chordata, Mammalia, Proboscidea, Elephantidae. Gene Ontology annotation, cellular component: extracellular region. Gene Ontology annotation, molecular function: cytokine activity; growth factor activity. The coding region runs from base 59 to 1423 and encodes 454 amino acids. The transcript has 7 exons. The record is from RefSeq and is a predicted model, not a curated record.
UUUUUUUUUAAGAGGACAAGAAGGACUAAAAAUAUCAACUUUUCCUUUUUGGACAAAAAUGCAUCUGACUGUAUUUUUACUUAGGGGUAUUGUGGGUUUCCUCUGGAGCUGCUGGGUUCUAGUGGGUUAUGCAAAAGGAGGUUUGGGAGACAAUCAUGUUCACUCCAGUUUUAUUUAUAGAAGACUGCGGAACCAUGAAAGACGGGAAAUACAGAGGGAAAUUCUCUCUAUUUUGGGUUUGCCUCACAGACCCAGACCAUUUUCACCUGGAAAACAAGCGUCGUCUGCGCCUCUCUUUAUGCUGGACCUAUACAAUGCCAUGGCCAAUGAAGAAAAUCCCGAAGAGCCGGAGUAUUCCGCAAGGGCAUCCUUGGCAGGAGACACCAGAGGGGCAAGAAAAGGAUAUCCAGCCUCCCCCAAUGGGUAUCCUCGUCGCAUACAGUUAUCGCGAACGACUCCCCUGACCACCCAGAGUCCUCCUCUAGCCAGCCUACAUGAUACCAACUUUCUGAAUGAUGCUGACAUGGUCAUGAGCUUUGUCAACUUGGUUGAAAGAGACAAGGAUUUCUCUCAUCAACGAAGGCAUUACAAAGAAUUUCGAUUUGAUCUUACUCAAAUUCCUCAUGGAGAAGCAGUGACAGCAGCUGAGUUUCGGAUAUACAAGGAUCAGAGCAACAAUCGAUUUGAAAAUGAAACAAUUAAGAUUAGCAUAUAUCAGAUCAUCAAGGAAUACACAAAUAGGGAUGCAGAUCUGUUCCUGUUAGACACAAGAAAGGCCCAGGCUUUAGAUGUGGGUUGGCUUGUCUUUGAUAUCACUGUGACCAGCAAUCAUUGGGUGAUUAAUCCACAGAACAAUUUGGGUUUACAGCUCUGUGCAGAAACUGGGGAUGGACGCAGUAUAAACGUAAAAUCUGCUGGUCUUGUGGGAAGACAUGGGCCUCAGUCAAAACAACCAUUCAUGGUGGCCUUCUUCAAGGCAAGUGAGGUCCUUCUUCGAUCUGUGAGAGCAGCCAACAAGCGGAAAAAUCAAAACCGCAAUAAAUCCAGCUCUCAUCAAGACUCCUCCAGAAUGUCCAGCAUUGGAGAUUAUAAUACAAGUGAACAAAAACAAGCCUGUAAGAAGCAUGAGCUCUAUGUGAGUUUCCGGGACCUGGGAUGGCAGGACUGGAUUAUAGCACCAGAAGGAUAUGCUGCAUUUUACUGUGAUGGAGAAUGUUCUUUUCCACUCAAUGCUCAUAUGAAUGCCACCAAUCACGCCAUAGUUCAGACUCUGGUUCAUCUGAUGUUCCCUGACCACGUACCAAAGCCUUGCUGUGCUCCAACCAAAUUAAACGCCAUCUCUGUGUUAUACUUUGAUGACAGCUCUAAUGUCAUUUUGAAAAAAUACAGAAAUAUGGUAGUGCGCUCAUGUGGUUGCCACUAAUAUUAUAUAAUAAUGGUGUUAACAAAAAGAUCUGUAUUAAAGUUUAUGACUGCAAUAAAAAGCAUACUUUCAGAAAAAAAGGGAAAUUUCCUAAAAUUAUUCUGGCUCAUUUCAUCUUCCUUCCUAUGUACAAUAUCAUGUAUAUAGUCGCUUUUAUUUAUUUAAAGGUCUAUAUUCUCCUUUGUGGCUGCAUUAUCAAUAAAGUCUAUUUUAUAGGUCACAACACUACACAAUAGAUUGCCCAGUCUCACUUUCAAUGGGAUAU